Molecule: messenger RNA, 2961 nt
Organism: Exophiala xenobiotica
Lineage: Eukaryota; Fungi; Ascomycota; Eurotiomycetes; Chaetothyriales; Herpotrichiellaceae
Exons: 9
Coding region: 1-2961 (986 amino acids)
Molecular function (GO): molybdopterin cofactor binding; oxidoreductase activity
Source: RefSeq, a predicted model, not a curated record
AUGGUCGAGACACGAAAUGCUGUUGAAGAUAUUUGGGGAGAACGGAAGCCAUAUAAGCAUGUCUGGCCAGACAGAGUGGACCAGUUCACGAUCGAAGACCCAGAGAAAUGGGUGCAAAGUGCAUGUGUGAUGUGCAGCAAUGGAUGUGGACUAGAUGUCGGUGUCAAGGACGGUAAAAUCGUGGGCGUCCGAGGAAGGGCAACGGAUCGAGUGAACAGAGGUCGGUUGGGCCCAAAAGGUCUUUACUCGUGGAAAUCUCUCCAGCACGCCGACCGACUGAAGUACCCGAUGAUUCGUAAAAAUGGCAAGCUUGAACGCGCCUCGUGGGAGGAAGCCAUGUCCUUUAUUGUCGAACGUACUCGUGAUGUCCAACGCCGAUUGACAAACCAUGGCAUUGGCUUCUACACAACAGGUCAGCUAUUCCUCGAAGAGUAUUAUGCUCUAGCUGUGGUCGGAAAGGCCGGACUGAAUACCCUACAUAUGGAUGGGAAUACUCGACUCUGCACGGCCACUGCGGCGGCGUCGAUGCGAGAAAGCUUUGGAUCAGACGGACAGCCUGGCUCGUACACUGAUAUUGACUUUACUGAAUGCAUCUUCAUGGUAGGUCACAAUAUGUCGGCAACUCAGACAGUCCUGUGGUCGAGAAUCCUGGAUCGCCUGGACGGGCCGGAGCCGCCAAAGCUCAUCGUCGUUGACCCCAGGACGUCGGACACGGCCAAGAAAGCAACGCUCCAUUUGGCUCCAAGGAUAGGAACGAAUCUUGCAUUGCUUAACGGGAUUCAACAUUGCCUCUUUGCCAAGAAGUAUGUCAACGAGGAGUACGUCUCAAAGCUUGUCGUUCAAAGAAAGGAACUGGAAGACGUUGUCAAAGAAUAUCCCCCUCACGUCGUGUCACAUAUAACUGGAGUUCCCGAAGAAGACAUCAUAGCCGCCGCAGACAUCCUCGGAUGUACAAAGUCACUUUUAUCAACAGCCCUUCAAGGAGUUUACCAAUCCAAUCAGGCCACCGCCAGUGCCUGCGCAAUCAACAAUAUCAAUCUGCUCCUAGGUCACAUCGGCAAACCCGGCAGUGGAAUCUACCAGAUGAACGGUCAACCUACUGCACAGAACAAUCGUGAAGCCGGCUGCGAUGGAGAGUAUCCUGGCUUCCGCAACUUUUCCAAUCCUGUUCAUAUGCAGGAACUGGCUGAUCUAUGGAAUAUCGACUACAUCCAUGUCCCGCACUGGAACCAGCCAACUCAUAUUGAGAAUAUGUUGAAGUUUAUUGCCGACGGCUCAAUUGAGAUGUUCUGGAUAAAUGGGACAAACCCGCUCGUCAGUCUUCCAAAUCUGCCAAUGGUCCGGGAGCUUUUGACAAAAGAGAGCCUCUUUGUCAUUGCACAGGACAUAUUCCCGACCGAAACGACUGCAAUUGCAGACGUCGUGUUACCGGCGGCCGCAUGGGGCGAGAAAACUGGAUGCUUUACCAACGUCGAUCGAACUGUCCACUUGUCUAAGAAAGCUGUUGAACCACCUGGAGAGGCAAAGUCAGAUUUCGAGAUAUUCUGCGACUUCGCCAAACGCAUGGGCUUUCGAGACAAGGAUGGCCAGCCCCUGAUCAGCUGGAAUGAUCCUUCUGAAGCCUUCGAAGCAUGGAAGAAGCUGUCUAAAGGUCGGCCGUGCGAUUAUUCCGGACUGACCUACGAGAAACUUAGUGGCGGUUCGGGCAUUCAGUGGCCUUGCACCGACGAAUUUCCCUACGGUAAAGAGAGAUUAUUUGAUGAUGGGCGAUUCUUCACCGACAUCGACUACUGUGAGUCAUUUGGGCACGAUCUUGAAACCGGUGCUCCAUAUACAAAGAGCCAGUACAAAGACAUAGCACCGGCAGGACGUGCCAUUUUGAAACCCUGCCAUUACCUGCCGGAGAUGGAAUCCGUCGACGAGGACUAUCCAUUGCAAUUAUCCACAGGUCGCCGACCACUUCAUUUCCACACCCGUACCAAGACAGGCCGAACGCCUCGGCUCCAGCAGGCAGACCCAGAGCCUUAUGUCCAGGUAUCGAAAGAAGACGCCCACAAGUACGAUAUCAGCGAAGGAGACCAGGUCCUCGUCGAAUCACGUAGGGGUAAAGUCCAGGUUGGCGCUAGGGUCGGUCUUAUGGCGCCUGGGCAGGUUUUUAUACCUUUCCAUUUUGGAUAUUUCGACUCGCAUGAUGGGAAAGCAAGAGCAGCCAAUGAACUGACAAGACAACAAUGGGAUCCUGUCUCCAAACAGCCGCAAUUCAAGUCAGGCGCAGUCCGCGUCACCAAGAUCGAUCCAUCAGAUGAAGACCAACUUCAAGCACCUGAGUUGCAGACGGCCGCGGUACGGACGAAAGAGGAGCACAACAAAAGCCAGACUCGUCAAGCUGGAUCCAAGAGAGGAGAAGAGCCGACAGAGAGGUUUCUCGAAUACUGGUUGGGCGCCACCUUUGCCUCGAUCGACACACUACGUGACAUAUGUGACCAUCUUAUCCCGCGCAUUGUGCAUGCAGACUACGAGAUAAGCAGUGGCAUGAGUGUAAUGCAUCGUAUUACCACUUCUUGCAUCGAACGAUUGGGACCGUUUACUGUCAAGUAUCGCAGUGAACGUCAAUACGGCCAGCGUACAUCAUUGGAUCUCAAGAAGAGGCUGUUUCCGGACAUCAUGGCCGGUGGCAUUUCAGGAUCGAAUGCGUAUGACAUUCUCAUUACUCUGCAGAGCUUUUAUCUCUUCCUAGGCCAUGUGGAAGGCCAUAUUAUCACCUUGGUGCCAGCAGCGCAAGCAAGCUGGGACAAGGAGUUCUUUGAGGCGGUCAGUUUUGUCAAUACUCAGAUCGGUAGAAUGUAUGCUUGGACGAAACAGCAAAUGGGUUCAAGAGGUCCGCAGGCUCUUUUGGUACCUUGCAGAGCGGCGGUCGAACUUAAGGACAAGAUCUCGGAUGAAUUGGCUGAAGACGCAUGA